Molecule: messenger RNA, 1467 nt
Organism: Equus caballus (horse)
Lineage: Eukaryota; Metazoa; Chordata; Mammalia; Perissodactyla; Equidae
Gene: MAX
Product: MYC associated factor X
Biological process (GO): positive regulation of transcription by RNA polymerase II
Cellular component (GO): RNA polymerase II transcription regulator complex
Molecular function (GO): protein dimerization activity; DNA-binding transcription factor activity
Source: RefSeq, a predicted model, not a curated record
AAGCCGGGCUGGCGUCAACUGGAUGCAGUUCUUUAUGGGAUUUGUAGUUUUUCUGGCGUUAGCUGGACCGUCAGUCAAAGGGACAAGAACUACAAGUCUCGGCGGCCCAAGCGUGACGAGCCCGGUCACGUGGAGGGGGCCGACCGGGCGUGCGUGCCGCCGUUGAUCCGGUGCUGCAGUGAGGAGGUGGUUCUCGCCCGUGUUGUGUGUGUGAGUGAGUGAGAGAGCGAGUGAGUGAGUGAGUGAGUGAGUGUGUGUGUGGGGGGACUCGGCUUGUUGUUGUCGGUGACUUCCCCCUCCCCUCCACCCCUCCCCCCUCCCUGCCGCCGCUGCAGUGGCCGCUCCCUGGGCCGUAGGAAAUGAGCGAUAACGAUGACAUCGAGGUGGAGAGCGACGAAGAGCAACCGAGGUUUCAAUCUGCGGCUGACAAACGGGCUCAUCAUAAUGCACUGGAACGAAAACGCAGGGACCACAUCAAAGACAGCUUUCACAGUCUGCGGGACUCGGUCCCCUCCCUCCAGGGAGAGAAGGAAGGUCAGGCCCCAGAACACCUGCCUUCUUGGCCUCCCUGGGGGGAAGGUCUCUCACCAGAUGAGGAAUGCCAGGUGACCAGAGGAUUCCGGCCUAUCCCUGUGACAACUCCCUGCCUCUGGCCAAGAUGUCCACUCACCCACUUGUUGCUGAAUGCCUGCCUUGGGACUCAGGAGCACAGGCCCUGCUCACAGUCAGGUCGAGGAGACAGACACACAGACAAACCAUGAAUGCGUGCCGAGUGCUGGGACAAAAGGAAACUGAAUUGCUCCCGGGAGCUUGGGAAACACAGAGCCUUUCCCACUCCUUAGGCUUCUGGGUCCGCAACUGCAGAAGGCGUGUGGGGGCGGAACCCGAGACAGCCCUCUUUGUCAUCACGAAGGCCCAUGGUCUGGAAUCUCACACACAGGAGGAGACUGGCCAUCUGGGAACAACUUCAGUAACUCCUAACACUGGGCGUUCUGAAGGAAUUUCCUGGUACCACUCACAAAUGAGAGACAUCAUGGAAAAUGUUAUUCUUUUAUUAUUUCAAGGAGGUAAUACACAGCCCAGUACACCACAGCAAUAGGGAAUUAGAGGCAGCAGCUGGCCAGGGUGUUUGAGAAGAGCCUCCUGGUGCAUCUCCAAGCUCCAUCUGCCCGCAGCUCACGGCUGCUUCCGUGAAGGCCAGGUCAGCGACACGGAGCUGGCUGUGACCGGAGCCGUGGACAGAGGACCCAACUCAACACCCCACUGACCGAGAAAGGGUUCCGUGUGGGCAGCAGAGGCCCUGCCAGCUGCACACCACGGGCAGCGCUCAGCCUGCUGCAGCCAGGUCUACACGGCUGCUGCCUUCAUGGCAGCUGCCUUCACGGUAGCCAGCUUGUCUCCCACUUGAUCUUCUUUCUGUGAGCCUGGAGUGGGCAGGGUGUGAAUAAAUCCUGAGUCAGAAAUUAA